Echinops telfairi (small Madagascar hedgehog) is the source of this 2272-nucleotide messenger RNA. RefSeq names its product mannosidase alpha class 1A member 1 (gene MAN1A1). Gene Ontology annotation, molecular function: mannosyl-oligosaccharide 1,2-alpha-mannosidase activity; calcium ion binding. Bases 1 to 1359 code for a protein of 452 amino acids. Gene Ontology annotation, cellular component: Golgi membrane; extracellular exosome; endoplasmic reticulum. The transcript has 11 exons. Gene Ontology annotation, biological process: N-glycan processing; carbohydrate metabolic process. NCBI's taxonomy places the organism in Eukaryota, Metazoa, Chordata, Mammalia, Afrosoricida, Tenrecidae. The record is from RefSeq and is a predicted model, not a curated record.
AUGAUGAAACAUGCCUGGUUUAAUUAUAAGCGUUAUUCUUGGGGAUUAAACGAACUGAAGCCCAUAUCAAAAGAAGGCCAUUCGAGUAGUUUGUUUGGCAACAUCAAAGGAGCUACAAUAGUAGACGCCCUGGACACGCUGUUUAUUAUGGGAAUGAAAGACGAAUUUCAAGAAGCCAAAGCAUGGGUUGAAAAAAAUUUGGAUUUCAAUGUGAAUGCUGAAAUAUCUGUGUUUGAAGUAAAUAUACGCUUUGUUGGGGGACUGCUCUCAGCCUACUAUCUGUCUGGAGAAGAGAUAUUUCGAAAGAAAGCAGUGGAACUUGGGGUAAAAUUGCUACCUGCAUUUCAUACUCCUUCUGGAAUACCUUGGGCAUUGCUGAAUAUAAAAAGUGGGAUUGGAAGAAACUGGCCCUGGGCCUCAGGAGGCAGCAGCAUUCUGGCAGAGUUUGGAACCCUGCAUCUGGAGUUUAUGCACUUGAGCUACUUAUCAGGAAAUCCAGUGUUUGCUGAAAAGGUAAUGAAUAUCCGAACAGUCCUGAACAACCUGGAGAAACCACAAGGCCUUUAUCCUAAUUAUCUGAAUCCCAGUAGUGGACAGUGGGGCCAACACCACGUGUCAGUUGGAGGUCUUGGAGACAGCUUUUACGAAUAUCUGCUAAAGGCGUGGUUGAUGUCUGACAAGACAGAUAUUGAAGCUAAGAAGAUGUAUUUUGAUGCUAUCCAGGCGAUUGAGACUCACUUGAUCCGAAAGUCCAGCGGGGGGCUGACGUACAUCGCCGAGUGGAAAGGAGGCCUGCUGGAGCACAAGAUGGGCCACCUGACCUGCUUCGCGGGAGGCAUGUUUGCCCUCGGGGCGGACGGGGCACCCGCCAGCCUGGCCCAGCAUUAUCUGGAACUCGGAGCUGAAAUCGCCCGGACCUGUCAUGAAUCUUACAAUCGCACCUAUGUGAAGCUGGGGCCAGAAGCUUUCAGAUUUGACGGUGGAGUUGAAGCCAUCGCUACAAGGCAAAAUGAAAAAUACUACAUCCUACGACCAGAAGUUGUGGAGACUUACAUGUACAUGUGGCGGCUGACUCACGACCCAAAGUACAGGAAAUGGGCCUGGGAGGCUGUGGAGGCCCUGGAAAGCCACUGCAAGGUGAACGGAGGCUACUCGGGCCUGAGAGACGUGUACCUGCGGCACGAGAGCUACGACGACGUGCAGCAGAGCUUCUUCCUGGCCGAGACGCUCAAGUAUUUGUACUUAAUAUUUUCUGAUGAUGACCUCCUUCCACUGGACCACUGGAUAUUCAAUACCGAGGCACACCUCCUCCCGAUCCUCCAUGGGGACAAAAAAGCAGUUGAAGUCAAAGAAAAAUAAGAGGACCCUUUCUAUUUGACUCUGCUCCAUCCCCUUCACGGCAUACCUUAAUCUUUCCUUUUCUGGUAUUCAGGCAUCUGAUACAUUUUUAUCCAUACAUCUGUGGGUAUUCUAAGUUUUAAAUUGUUUUUGCAGUCUUUUAUGUUUAUUACUGUAAGCAUAGAUGGACCUAAAUUUCUCAUCAUUCCCCAGGGCUUUUCUUUUCUAAGCAGUCUAUUAUCUCUGGAGUUCAUAAAGUCACAGUGUCAUUUGGAUGGUAUACCCAUGACCUCUUAAUUACAAUUUUGAUUUGACUGCAAAACCUUUUCCUCCUCUGUGAGGAGAUGACGUCUGCUUUAAGCUGUAAUGUUUUGCCAUGUUGCAAAAAGCCAUAAGAAUAAAUUAAGUAUUAAAAAAAAAGCUUUUUUUUUUUUCUUUUCAGCUUCAUGUUAACCUGGUUUGUCUACCCACCAGAGACAGAUCUUAUAACUGUGACAGCCUCCUUCUGAUGCGGGUCUAUCAUUGUUUGCUAGAGUGUCCUCUAAAUCUUCACUCGCAUUAUAGUGCAAAUGAGAAAGCCAUCCCACCAAGAUCAUCUCAUGUGGCUCUUCUUCCUGUGCAACUGAAGUAUAUUUUUGUUGAUUACUUAGUAGUAUUCUUCUUGAUUUGUUCUUGGAUUUUACUCUGCCUUGUAUCGUUUAUGAAUCACGUGUUGACUGAUUUCUUCCAUGCCUGCUGCACAGUCAGGUGGACUAGCAGGGUUUGCAGAGCUCAGCUCCCCCAUCUAUAUUUUUUAAAGAGAAAUAAUGUGAUGUUUUGGGGGUGUUCGGGCUUGCUUUUAACCGAAUAGUUGGAGAAAGAUAAAAAGAGGUUAUUUCAAUGGCCUUUUAGUUUAUGUGUGUUGGUAUUUUAUCCUGAUUUUUGUUUUCUUGAG